This is a messenger RNA of Dufourea novaeangliae, 1698 nucleotides long. RefSeq names its product carboxypeptidase B-like. Gene Ontology annotation, biological process: proteolysis. The record is from RefSeq and is a predicted model, not a curated record. Gene Ontology annotation, molecular function: metallocarboxypeptidase activity; zinc ion binding. Bases 1 to 1698 code for a protein of 565 amino acids. Lineage: Eukaryota; Metazoa; Arthropoda; Insecta; Hymenoptera; Halictidae. The transcript has 9 exons.
AUGGCUCACGACGUCUCGUCGAUCCUGUGCCUCGCGUUCGCUUACUCGAUCAUCCUUUCGUCGAAUUCGAUCGUGGCACGACCGCAGCGCCACGAUUUCGAAUUUUCCGUGCACGAAGGACGUAACUGCUCGUCCUUGGACAGGAAGUCCGAAGGUGAUUGGUCCUUCGAGGAAGGACGAGGGAUAAAUAGAUACGUGGAUGAGGAAAACACCGGCUACAAUGAAACGGAUAAUUUCGCAGCGAGAUCUAGAGCAUCGUUUUUUGGGAAUGAGGGGAGAGGAUUUUCUUUCGUCGAUAUCGUCGAGUCGAUGUUUUCCGCAGUGGCUAACGGCAUCGGUUCCAUCAUGACCAGCAUCAUUGGCCCGGAGAAAAAUUCGAAGUCACGAUCCUCAAGAGUUAGCUACAAGAAUUAUCAACUGAUCAGACUAUUUCCGAGUUCAACGAGUCAAGCGAACGAAUUAAAAGAACUCAGAGACGCUGAACCGGACGACAUCAGGUUCUGGACGCAGCCAGCUUAUAACAAAUCAACGGACGUGCUCGUCGCUCCAGACCUGAUUUCAGAUCUCAAGACCUUUCUUAAGGACAGAGGGAUCGAUUUUAAGCUACUGAUACCAGAUCUUCAGAAAAUCAUAGCCUAUCAGAAUCCGAAGAUGUCGAAAGAGCAACGCGAGGACCUCGUUACCAGUCAGGGCCACGGCAUGACCUGGAAGAGGUAUCAUCGAUACGGAGAUAUCGUCGGGUACCUGGAAUAUUUAGCUUUCAGGUACUCCAAAUUGGUGGAACUGAUAACGAUAGGUCACAGCUACGAAGGGCAGCCCAUCAAGAUGGUGAAAAUCUCGACCGGUCCCAACAAGGACGGCGAACCAAAACCUGCGAUCUGGAUAGACGCUGGUAUGCACGCACGCGAAUGGAUCGGUUCUGCCGUGGCGACCUACAUCGCGAGCCAGUUGGUCGAGAGGAACGCCAGCUACGCGAAACUGCUGGACAAUUCGGACUGGAUGAUCCUGCCAGUCGCGAACCCGGACGGCUACGAGUUCACUCACACGGGAGAUCGACUGUGGAGGAAAACCAGGAGCAAUCAUGGGGAGAAUCAGGACGACAGUCGGUACUUACAUUCCAGCCUCCUGCAGUUUGUGAACCAUUACGCGAAGUGGUUCUGGGGGAACUGCGAGGGUGUCGAUCCGAACAGGAACUUCGGCUACCAUUGGGGCGAGUUGGACGAGGGUGGAGCAAGCUCCGAUCCCUGUCACGAAACUUACGCUGGUCCUCACCCGUUCUCCGAGCCGGAAACCAAAGCGAUGGCUGACUAUAUUCUGGCGAACAAACAAAAUAUUCGAAUGUACUUGACGCUGCACUCUUACUCGCAAAUGUGGCUGGUCCCGUGGGGAUACACGUACUCGAAGCCCUCGGACUAUUCGGAGCUGGCGAACGUCGCGAAAAAAGCGAUAAACGCGAUUGCGAAGAUACACGGCACCGAUUAUCAGCUUGGUCCAUCGUCUGACUUGCUUUAUCCCACUUCUGGGGCUUCUGAUGAUUGGGCGAAAGGUGUAGCUGGAAUAAAAUACGCGUACACCUUGGAGCUUCGAGAUCGUGGAACUUACGGAUUUCUACUUCCAGCGACGCAGAUCAUGCCCACGGCUCGCGAAAUUUGGGCCGGAAUAAGAACGAUCGCUCGACUAGUCACUUGCAACACGUGA